GGGCAGAGCGAGCAGAGGAAAGAGAGGGGAGGGAGGCUCUGGGGGGCAUUCCUGCCCUGCGGCUCGACCGGCGGCAGUGGUCUCCCUGACCCCGCGCCCCUCCCCGCCGUGCCUGGAAUAGGGGGAGAUGCAGGGGGCGAGCACCCACCCCGGCCGGCAGCUUUCUUCUCCCGCACGUUCCCUGGGACCCGGGUCUGGGCGGGGACGGACGGGUCAGGGACCAGGACCCGGGUCUAGGCCGGGCGGGGCGGUGGCGGGAUCAGACGUGCAGCGCUCCGGGCGGGGCGCGCCCCCCACUGGCUGCGGCCUCAGGGGGGCGGGGCCCGAACCCCUAAUUCCCGAGGCUCCUCUGCGCCCGCCGCCACUGCUGUCGCGGACCGCCUUCCCCGCCGCCCAGCCAUGUCCCUGAAGCUCUUCUUGGACCUGCUGUCGCAGCCCUGCCGCGCCGUCUACAUCUUCGCCAAGAAGAACGGCAUCCCCUUUGAGAUGCGCACCGUGGAGCUGCUCAAAGGACAGCACCUGAGCCAGAAGUUCCUCCAGGUUAACAGCCUGCAGAGGCUGCCCACCCUCCAGGACGGGGACUUCGUCUUGACCGAAAGCGUGGCCAUUCUGAUUUUCUUGAGCGCUAAGUACCGGACAGCGGACCACUGGUACCCAGCCGACCUGCAGGCCCGCGCCCACAUCCAUGAGUACCUGGGCUGGCAUGCCGACUGCAUCCGUGGCACCUUUGGUGUGCCCCUGUGGACCCAGGUGAUUAUGCCGCUCACUGGGACCCAGGUGCCAGAGGAGAAGGUGAGGCGCAACAGGACCGCCAUGGACCAGGCCCUGCAGCAGCUGGAGGACAAAUUCCUGGGGAACAGGGCCUUCCUCACCAGCCAGCAGGUGACGCUGGCUGACCUCAUGGCACUGGAGGAGCUGGUGCAGCCCGUGGCUGUUGGCUGUGACGUAUUUGAGGGACGGCCGCGACUGGCAGCAUGGCGUGAGCGAGUCGAAACUUUCCUGGGUGCUGGGUUGUGCCAGGAGGCCCACGGCCCCAUCUUGAACAUCCUGGAACGGGCAGCCAGCAAAACAUUCCUGGUGACCCUCCCAGAAGCCUAUCCGUUUGUGCUGCGUCGUAUUUCCAGGAUCCCCUGAGGAGUCUUGGAUGGGGGCUGAUGGUUGGAUGCCAGGAGGUUAGCAAUAAAGAUUCCCAGCGUUUCUUACCUUCCCCUUUUCAUCUUUUCCGUCUUGACUCAGUUUCUUGUCUCUGGCUCCAGGAGGAACAGUGCACAGGCAGGACACCUCGUGUCCUUGGCAGUGCUUCUCCUCAAGUGCAGCAGACAUAAUCAGUAGAAGACUAAAAUCCACCAUAUACAAAGAGCCCCUAGAAUUCACUAACAGGAAGCAAAACAAAGCAACUAAAAAUCAGCAAAUGCCAUUGGUCUUUGAAAUAU
This is a messenger RNA of Diceros bicornis minor, 1433 nucleotides long. RefSeq names its product glutathione S-transferase theta-2B-like. NCBI's taxonomy places the organism in Eukaryota, Metazoa, Chordata, Mammalia, Perissodactyla, Rhinocerotidae. Gene Ontology annotation, biological process: glutathione metabolic process. Gene Ontology annotation, cellular component: cytoplasm. The transcript has 5 exons. Gene Ontology annotation, molecular function: glutathione transferase activity. The record is from RefSeq and is a predicted model, not a curated record. Bases 400 to 1134 code for a protein of 244 amino acids.